This is a messenger RNA of Monopterus albus (swamp eel), 4742 nucleotides long. RefSeq names its product ATPase sarcoplasmic/endoplasmic reticulum Ca2+ transporting 3 (gene atp2a3). Gene Ontology annotation, biological process: calcium ion transport. The coding region runs from base 268 to 3243 and encodes 991 amino acids. Gene Ontology annotation, cellular component: membrane. The transcript is spliced from 22 exons. Gene Ontology annotation, molecular function: ATP hydrolysis activity; P-type calcium transporter activity; ATP binding. NCBI's taxonomy places the organism in Eukaryota, Metazoa, Chordata, Actinopteri, Synbranchiformes, Synbranchidae. The record is from RefSeq and is a predicted model, not a curated record.
CCGCCCCGGCACAGACACCGCACACCUUCACACAGAACAGGAGUAGCAGCGGCAGUCGAUCAAGAGAGCAACAACGUUGUCUUUGCUGUGGAUCCGGAGGUUUUGUUCUGGGGGGACAGGUGACCGAGCAGACCGACCGAGCCUUGAAUGUCCAUCGGUGGAAACUAUUGCUGUCUGUCACACCCCCAGCACACAAUCCGAUUGCCUCAGUAGAUGAUACUUACCUACAUGUAUUUCGAUCUGAUCAUAUAAGCCCAGUCCACCAAGAUGGAAAAAGCGCACAUUAAAUCGGCUAGUGAAGUUUUAGACAACUUCGGUGUGAACGAAAACACUGGGCUGACUCUGGAACAAGUCAAAGUUAAUUUGGAGAAAUAUGGACCGAAUGAGCUCCCGACUGAAGAAGGCAAGUCCCUGUGGGAGCUGGUAGUGGAACAAUUUGAAGACCUCCUUGUCAGGAUCUUGCUGCUAGCUGCCUGCGUCUCCUUUGUGCUGGCUCUGUUUGAGGAGGGAGAGGAGACAACCACUGCCUUUGUUGAGCCUGUUGUUAUUCUUCUUAUCCUAAUCGCCAACGCUGUUAUUGGGGUCUGGCAGGAGCGGAAUGCUGAGAAUGCCAUAGAGGCUCUGAAAGAGUAUGAACCUGAGAUGGGAAAGGUGUACCGCAUGAACCGCAACGCUGUACAGAGGAUCAAAGCCAGAGACAUCGUCCCAGGAGACAUAGUAGAGGUGGCAGUUGGUGACAAGGUGCCUGCCGACAUCAGAGUGACCUCUAUAAAGUCCACUACCCUGCGAGUGGAUCAGUCCAUCCUCACAGGGGAGUCUGUGUCUGUCAUCAAACACACUGACCCUGUUCCUGAUCCCAGAGCUGUCAACCAGGACAAAAAGAACAUGCUGUUUUCUGGCACCAACAUUGCUGCAGGCCGUGCCAUAGGCGUCGUUGUUGCUACAGGCACCGCCACAGAGAUCGGAAAGAUCCGUAAUCAGAUGGCAUCUACAGAACAAGAGAAGACGCCACUGCAGCAGAAGCUGGAUGAGUUCAGCCAGCAGCUCUCCAAGGUCAUCUCCCUGAUCUGUGUGGCUGUAUGGGUUAUCAACAUUGGGCAUUUUGGAGACCCUGUCCAUGGUGGCUCCUGGGUUCGAGGUGCUAUCUACUACUUUAAGAUUGCUGUGGCACUGGCUGUAGCUGCCAUACCUGAGGGUCUGCCUGCCGUCAUCACCACCUGCCUGGCCCUUGGUACGCGUCGCAUGGCCAAGAAGAAUGCCAUUGUUCGCAGCCUACCCUCUGUUGAGACGUUGGGCUGUACCUCUGUUAUCUGCUCUGACAAGACAGGCACCCUCACCACCAACCAGAUGUCUGUUUGCAGAAUGUUCAUUGCAGACAAGGUGCAAGAUUCAAUCUGCUCUCUUCAUGAGUUCUAUAUAACUGGUUCUACAUAUGCCCCUGAGGGACAGAUACUGAAAGAAGACAUGCCCAUCCAGUGUGGAGACUAUGAUGCACUUUUGGAGUUAGCCACUGUGUGCUCUAUGUGCAAUGACUCUUCACUGGAUUACAAUGAGGCCAAAGGGGUUUAUGAGAAGGUGGGUGAAGCCACAGAGACGGCUCUCACUACCUUGGUGGAGAAGAUGAAUGUCUUCAAGACUGAUCUAUCUGCCCUCAGCAAGGUUGAACGUGCUUCUGGCUGCAACACGGUCAUCAGACAGCUUAUGAAGAAGGAGUUCACCCUGGAGUUCUCUCGUGACCGCAAGUCCAUGUCUGUCUACUGCACCCCCGUCAAACUGGGCUCCCAGAGCAAGAUGUUCAUCAAGGGUGCUCCAGAGAGUGUGAUUGAACGCUGUCAUUACCUGCGGGUGGGAACAAGGAAGGUAACACUCACUCCAGCCCUGCGUGACCAGCUAUUGUCUAAGAUCAGGGACUGGGGGACAGGCAGGGAUACCCUGCGCUGCCUGGCUCUGGCCACUCAUGACAACCCGCCACGCAAGGAGGACAUGGAUUUGGAGAAUUCCAACAAGUUUGCACAGUAUGAGUUAGGUCUCACGUUCGUUGGCUGUGUGGGCAUGCUUGACCCACCCAGGAAGGAGGUGGUCAGUUCAGUGAAACUGUGCAGCGAGGCAGGUAUACGUGUUAUCAUGAUCACAGGAGACAACAAGGGCACAGCUGUGGCCAUCUGCAGACGAAUUGGCAUAUUUGGGGAAGACGAGGACGUGACAGGGAAAGCCUACACGGGCCGUGAGUUCGAUGAUCUCCCACCAGAGGAGCAGAGAGAAGCCGUCAAACGAGCACGAUGCUUUGCCCGUGUCGAGCCAGCUCACAAGUCUAAGAUCGUUGGAUACCUGCAGUCAUUCAAUGAAAUUACUGCCAUGACAGGAGAUGGUGUGAAUGAUGCCCCAGCUCUGAAGAAAGCAGAGAUUGGCAUUGCCAUGGGAUCCGGAACUGCAGUGGCCAAGUCAGCAUCUGAGAUGGUACUGUCUGAUGAUAACUUUUCCACCAUAGUGGCUGCAGUGGAGGAAGGCAGAGCCAUCUACAACAACAUGAAGCAGUUCAUCAGAUACCUCAUCUCCUCUAACGUGGGAGAAGUAGUCUGCAUCUUCCUGACAGCCAUCCUGGGCCUCCCUGAGGCUUUGAUUCCAGUCCAGCUGCUGUGGGUUAAUCUAGUGACAGAUGGCCUUCCUGCCACUGCCCUGGGCUUCAACCCUCCAGACCUGGACAUCAUGGACAAAGCUCCUCGCAACCCUAAGGAGCCUCUCAUCUCUGGCUGGCUCUUUUUCAGAUACCUGGCUAUUGGAGGAUAUGUGGGUCUUGGAACGGUGAGCGCAGCCACAUGGUGGUACCUGUUUGAUGAAGAAGGCCCACAGGUGUCUUUCUAUCAGCUGAGGCACUUCAUGCAGUGUACUAAAGACAACCCCAUGUUCCAAGAAACAGAGUGUGAGGUGUUUGAAUCACGCUACCCAACCACCAUGGCCCUGUCUGUGCUGGUCACUGUCGAAAUGUUCAACGCACUCAAUAGUUUGUCUGAGAACCAGUCCCUGCUCAGGAUGCCUCCCUGGGUCAAUAUUUGGCUGCUGGGUGCAAUCAUCCUCUCUCUCUCCCUCCACUUCUUAAUCCUCUACGUUGAACCUCUGCCAUUGAUCUUCCAGGUGACCCCUCUGCGCUUGUCCCAGUGGAUUGUGGUCUUGAAGAUUUCUGUCCCAGUCAUCUUCCUGGAUGAGGCACUUAAGUAUAUCUCCAGAAACCAUCUAGAAGCCUAAAUUCUUUUUAUCUCACCUUCUGUGACCAGGUGAUGAGGAUACAAAAUAUCGAAGGAGAUGGCAGCUGAAAUAAGACCUCACCGUCAACACACUCACACAGUCUGACACACGCCUGCCCUCUUCCCUUUAUGAGUUAGGAACCUUUUCUCUACCCUGUCCUCAUUCCCCACUUCUGCAUGUCUAACUGACCACCACUAGAAAUGAGCAGGGCUUGUAUCAGAAUGAUUGUGCAAGAAAGAGAGUGUGUGUGUUCCUGUGAGCAGGGCUUUGCAUGGGUGUCUGAGUACAUGAGCAUUGUGUGUGUUUGUGUGCGUGUGUGUGAGAGAGAGAGAGUACAGGCAGAUGCAGACCUGUCUUUAUAGUUGCAAGAGCAAGUAACAACUGCAAAGAAAAAAGACAAAACUGCCCAGGGCUCUGCUUUUUAUUAAAAGAUUUCUGUUCAUUGUUUUUUUUUUUUGUUUGUUUGUUUUCUUUCUUGCUUGUUUAGUUUAGUUUUUUGUUUGUUUGUUUUUUUACUGUACCAUAGAAACCUAGUGGUGCAGUGACUGGACUUUGGUUUGGGGGAGGGAAGGAGCACGAGGACAAGGAAAUGGAGGUUGACAUUACUGAACAUAAGGGGAAGAGGGUGGGCUUGAAGUCAACACAGAAACCAAAAGGGAGACUGAGAGGUGAAGCCUGCAGUGAAGAAAGGACCAGGGUACACACUGGCAAAAGAAGAGCAUCAUCAAGAACAUGGAAGGUGAAACGAGCUGGCUCUCAAGGCAGAAUGUGUGUCUUAAAGUAGUAGAGAGAGCCACUGUACCUGUGUGUGUUCACGAAAGCAUUAUCUCUAACUACUGCCCAGGCUUCUGGCAUCCACACUACUGGCAGUGAAGUCCAGGCGGCUGUGCAGGAGCAUGGCCUGAUCAGUACAACUCAAUCAUGUCUCGGGCCAGUUUGUCACAGUCCUGCUCCUGCAUCGCUUUUUGUCUUGCCACAUACAAAGUCCUGUUGAUUGUAUUUUACUCUUCUUUUGCCUGUCUCGCUCUCUCUGUCUCUCUUUCUCGCAUUCUGUCAAGGAUGCAGCUGUGGGGCCCAGGGCUCUGGAGCUGGGAUGUGGAGUCUAUCUAAAUGUGUGAAUGGCUUUACACUGCUUGGCCGCUUCCUUCAGCUCUUUGUUCAAGGGGCUGAGGUCAGCUCGCAGACUUGGCAAAAACAAAAACAAAGAAAAGAAAUGAAAUGAAAAUGUCAAACAGCAACCAAAUCAGCAUAUCAGAAGUGUAGGCCCACUCAGCUGGGCCUGUUUAGCUUCUGUUUAACAUCAAUUUGCUGUGCUGCUGUUGGCAUUUUUGCUGUCAAAUAUAAGUUCAAUCUGAUCAGGAGGAUGAUGCUCUGUGACAUGCUUUGCAGGAAACUGUCUUGGAGCAUCAUGUUGUUGAUCUACCUUUAAUUUAUUUAUCUAACCCUGCACCAGCGCUAAGGUGUGUGUGUAUAUGCAUGCGUGUGUGCGAGUGCGAGUG